This is a messenger RNA of Zerene cesonia (dogface butterfly), 5212 nucleotides long. It is a transcript of the gene pbl, whose product is annotated as protein ECT2. Gene Ontology annotation, molecular function: GTPase activator activity; guanyl-nucleotide exchange factor activity. Gene Ontology annotation, cellular component: nucleus; cell cortex. NCBI's taxonomy places the organism in Eukaryota, Metazoa, Arthropoda, Insecta, Lepidoptera, Pieridae. The coding region runs from base 183 to 2867 and encodes 894 amino acids. The record is from RefSeq and is a predicted model, not a curated record. The transcript is spliced from 18 exons. Gene Ontology annotation, biological process: nervous system development; regulation of cytokinesis, actomyosin contractile ring assembly; activation of GTPase activity.
CUUCGUUUACCUACGGUCAUUUUGAAGUUUAGAAAUGUAUUUAGAGUGGAUUGCAUUGUUUAUAAGCGAAAAACAUUAAAAUUUUCGCUAAGUGUUGUGUUUAGUUAUGUGUAAAGAAUUAUGUGUAAUCUCUUACAUUUUGUGUUUCAUGACUUAUAUUUAUUGAAUUAGUGCUACGCAAGAUGGACGAAUUGUCUAGGGGCAUGUCACAAACAGGAAGCACUACUGUAACUGACAAAACUCAAGAAAAUGAUGGUUCAUCUACGGCGGUGGUGUACGUGAGCGAGCUAUGUCUGGAGUGUGAGCGAGUGCGUGCAGCUUGCGAACGACUUGGUACCGUUUUAGCGGUGCCCGGGCCCGAGGGGCUACCUCUAUCCCAGCCUCCACCCACACCCCCAGCCUAUCUUGUAACCACACCAUUCGAUGGGGACCUUUUCGAUGCUGCGCAUAAGGCAAAGUACAGGGUGCUGGGUCCAACAGCAGUCCUUCAGCUCGCGGAGCGAGAGGAACCUCCGCCGGCCAACACACGUCCUCUAUAUUCACUGGCCAUGCGCGGAGCCGUCAUUUGUUUCUCAGGUUUUCGCAAAAAGGAUGAACUUACGUACCUGAUCACACUCAUACACUAUAUGGGGGGUUCUAUCCGCAAGGACAUGUCGAGCAAAGUGACGCAUCUGAUUGCGGCUGCGGCGACGGGUGACAAGUAUCGAUACGCGUCGGGCUUCGGGCUGCCGGUGCUGUCGCGGUCCUGGGUGGACGCCUGUUGGGAGCGACGCGAUGACCCCGCGUGCUUUGCCACAGAUGAUAGUAUGAUUAAAGAGCACAAAUUAAGAGUCUUCGCGGGCGCUCGCGUGUGCUUCGUGGGGUUUCCUGAAGAUGAGACGCAACACAUGGCCGAAGUCCUCGCCAACAAUGGCGGCGCCUCUUGCCCUCUUGAUGAUCCUGAUUGCACUCACGUUGUUGUGGAUGAACAUAACACCGUCGUGGUUCCCGAUUGUUCUAUGCGCAUUCACGUAGUGAAAGCUGAAUGGUUCUGGGCGUCAGUUCAAAACGAAGAAGCACAAGACGAGAGAGAUUAUCUGUUUAAAGACUACUUGGAGGAGGUGUCGCGGCGAUCGUCAGUGGGCGGCGCGGGCGCGGGCGCGGGUGCGGGCGGCGCGGGGGAGGAGGGCGCGGCGGGCGGCGCGGGCGAGCGCGGCGCGGCGGCGGGCGGCACGCCGGCGCAGCUGCAGCGCAUGCGCAAGCGCAAGCUGCGCGGCGGCGACGCGGCGCUGCACAAGCGGCGCUCGUCCGUCGGCGACGCGGUGCUGCUCAGCCUCUCGGGCAACCUGCUCGACUGCACUCCGUCGCCCGAUGGGAAACAGCUUCUUGAAGAGUCAGAAGUACCGGAUAAUGUGGUUCGAAAGUUGAUGUCGCCACGCCAGCAAGUAUUUAUGGAACUAUUACAGACUGAGUCCAAUUAUGUUGGAAUACUUCAAACGAUAGUCACAAUGUUCAAGCAACCUCUUGAAGAGAUGGCUGAAGAAGAUAGCAACAAUGGCAAAAACCAAGCUCUUCUAAAUAAUACUGAACUAAAGAUUAUUUUUGGAAACCUACCGCCUAUUUAUGAAUUACAUCAACGUAUGUUGGAAGAGCUUCGUUGGUCGCAAACGCACUGGAGUGAGGAAGUGAGCAUUGGGAGACUAGUCCUCAAAUACACUCCAGACAUGGUGAAAGCCUACCCGCCCUUUGUCAACUUUUUCGAAAAUACCAAGGAAAUGCUUCAGCAAUGUGACCGUGAGAAUCCUAGAUUUCAUGCAUUCCUGAAAAUUUGCCAAACAAAGCCAGAAUGUGGUCGGCAAAGCUUGCAGGAACUUUUAAUUCGACCUGUUCAGCGACUACCUAGUAUUAGUUUAUUGCUGGAUGACAUACUGAAGCACACGCACAAGAGCAACCCGGACCACGGCGCGCUGGUGUCGGCGCUGGCCGGCCUGCGCGAGGUCAUGUCGCACAUCAACGAGGACAAGCGCAAGACUGAGGGCCAGCUGCAGAUGUUCGACAUUUACAACGACAUCGAUCAGUGUCCGGCUCAUCUAGUUUCGUCACAUCGAUCCUUCGUGUCUCGAUGCGAAGUCGUCGAACUAUCCAAAGAACUCUCGGGUAGAGGGGACCACCUUGUACUGUUCCUUUUUACGGACACCAUGGAAGUUUGCAAGAAAAGAUCUAAGGCUUUCAAUAGUAAAAGUCCAACAAAUGGCACGGGGACUAUGAGGAUAGGUUCUAGCAAACCGUACCGCCACAUAUCGCUCAUGCCACUUAGUACGGUCAAGCGGGUCGUCGAUAUAAGGGAGGCUGAAGAUUGUCACAACGUAUUUGCGUUGAUGUGUCGAAGCAAUCAAGAAUUAAAGGAGAAGCUAUACUCGUUCAUGAUAACAGACGAGUCUGUGGAUAAAGGACACUUUCUUCGACAGCUUUGCCGGCAAAUGGCUAAUACUGUGUGUAAAGCUGAUGCUGACAAGUUUCUAGCGUGCCUCGAGUCUCACCAGCUAGACAUCGAUACUAGCGACCUUGCACUAAGUACACUCUCCAAAGUCUCCAAGUUCGCUGCUCGCACUAGAAUAAAGGUGGAGCGCGCGUUGUCGUUCAACAAGACCCCGUCGAAGUUGAAGCGCGCGAUGUCGUCGAUAAUAUCCCCGUUCGGCUCCACCUCGAGCCUGACGCCCGCGUCACAGCAGCUGGCUCAGAUGAGGCUUGCAAGUUGCAAUAAUAUUAAUGAGAUGGGAGGCAGCGGCGGCGGCGGCGAGGGCGGCGAGGUGCUGGUGGCGCCGCUGUCGGUGCAGCCCACGCGCAAGGCGACGGCGGGCGCCGCGGCCGCGCUGCGCCGCUUCUGACGCGCGCGCACCCGCCCCCGCCCCUCGCGGGACCACUAGACCACGCGCACACUGCCGGCCACUCGGCUCGCGGGACGUUCUACUUACAACCGAUUUGUGCUCGGAUAUCAUAUACGUUGCGGUCUUUAACUAUGUGCUACGUAUAUCUCACUGUGUGUAAUACGUGUAGUGCCGCUGGACAAAAUUGAAUUCCUUCGGAGUAACUGCGUAACAUCAUGAAACGAGUGUUGCCCCGUUCUCGCCCCCAGUGGACAAAUGAAUGGUUGUGCAAAUUGCAAGCCACGUGGAUUCAACUCAUUAAGGCCCUUAGGCACAUAAAACCGAAAAAGAAGAAGAAAUUCGAUUAUUGUGGCGGGAUCACGGGAGGCCGAGAGGCUAGGCGUUGCUACGGUUUGGCAAAAAAACGGGUUCGAAUCUCGCCUCGUGAUCAAUUUUUUUCUAUUCUUUUAAAAUUUCUCAUUAAGGCCCUAUCGCUCUUAUGACGCAUCAAGUGUACCUGCUUUCAAUGUUAGCGUCUGCUUCAUUCGGUAUAUAAUUCGAUGACGCAAGUAGAAAUGUUCACCAACGUAUUUAACAGAUGCCUUCUGAGAGCGAUAUUUGUACCAGCAAUAGUUGAUACAUAUGCUUGACACUAUGUUGGAAAAAGUGUUAAAAAUGUGAUUAACGCUCGCACUUUUGUGCCCGACCCCAUCGUCGCGAGCGGUUCAAUGCGAUUGCUAUGUCGGUUUAAUAGACAAGCAAUUAUUGUAAAAAACGUCAAGUUAUGUAUUUAAAAAUCGUAUCCCAGUUCAUAUUGUAUAGGGGACAAAAAAUAAUAUUAAAAGUGCAAAACAUUAAAGCAGUCGCUUCGAAAAUGUAAAAUAACUUAACUGACUUAGAAAUGGUGCGUUAAUUUACAUUUUAAAAUUGUACUGUUAAUAAUUUUAUGUUUUAAUUUGGCAGACAACCUUUAGUGAGACUGUUAAGAGUCGGAAUGAUUUUCUUGGUUAAUUCAUUUAUGAUAUUAAGUAAAAUAAAUACUGAAUCGCACAUUUGAAUAGACUUCAUUUUUCUUAUUAUUUUUUAUGAAAAUCUGAUUUCGUAAUAUUUAAAUUAUUACAAGAUAGAAGUAACUUGUACAGCAGAAUUUUAAUACUUCUGUGUGUGUCUGAGUUUAAUUGCGACAGUCAUUGAAAAUCUGGCAUUGUUCCGACUCUAAUUACAUAUCACACGUAUGUACAAUUUUUACGGAAUAAAAACACACGCCCCUGUGGUACUUAUGUAAGGGAAAUCAAUUUUAAAACGUAUUCAUGGGUACCUGAUGUUCAACUCUGUUUUGUUACAACUUCCUAGUGGGUUCGUGGUUCCUGAAUUUUCAAUUUAUUGACGGGGAAUCUGUAUCUACCUGAAAAUUUUACGUGGAGGUUAUAGAUGUAAAUAAUUUCGUGGAUUAUGCUAAGACCUAUUAGAUUAUAUUAUGUCUGACAACACAUGAUUCAGAGAACGUAAAGUUUAUUGGUUGACACUAAUUCCACGUCGAUACUUUUAGGACACUUAGCAAUUAUGUUACUUAUUUAGGUGCAAAGUUCGGCGAGGCCGUGUCGGGUAAGAAGUGCCUUCGAUAAAACAGUUUUCGAAAUUGUUUCGGGUUCAGUGAAUCUUUUUGAUAGUAUUAUAACAUUAUAAGGACUUGUAAUAAGAUUGCAUUACGUAGAUUUCCAGUGAUUUUAAAUCAAAAAAUGAUUGAGUUUUAAUUGAUGUCUAUGGUGCAGGACAAAAAUGUUAAAUUAGAUAUUUAAUCAAUAUCUACGAUCACAUUAAUAUAUUUUAUGCAAAAUUUGUCAUUACUGUCUAAUUGUGUGCAAUGUUGUGAUUAAUGUAAUAUCGAUUAGACAUUCGGAGGAGUUUCGUGUCAAAUCAAAAUAUUGAUAUUAUCCAUAUAGUGUUGAAUAUAAUUUGUACAUAUUGUGAUAUUUUAAUUUAAUCGUGUAAUAGGCAUGUAGGUUAGAGUAGUAAUUGUAUUCGGUGGACUACCUUUUCCGUCUGAAAUUGAUUCAGAGCGCUCCUAACAUUGGUUUGUUGCUAACGGAGACGGCGGAAAAUAAUUACGCUUACCGUAGAGACCGGAUACAAUACGUUGGCUUCUAUAACGCCAAUCAUUCAAUGUAUAUAGCGUGUCUGUCCAAUAUUAUUAUUUAAUAAAAUCUUGCGAAUUCGCCCUCGAAUAUUUUUACAUCAUUAGUUGGUGUAGGCUCAAAGGCAACUCGUGCGUCUACUGUCGCAAAUGUACGCAUAUAACUGCAUUGUACAAAGAUCUAUAUUUAUAAAUAUGUUUAAUGAUUGAAAAAAUAAAGGUUUAUUUUGAA